Messenger RNA from Ceraceosorus guamensis, 2004 nucleotides. RefSeq lists its product as hypothetical. The record is from RefSeq and is a predicted model, not a curated record. Gene Ontology annotation, biological process: fungal-type cell wall polysaccharide metabolic process. The transcript is spliced from 2 exons. NCBI's taxonomy places the organism in Eukaryota, Fungi, Basidiomycota, Exobasidiomycetes, Ceraceosorales, Ceraceosoraceae. Gene Ontology annotation, cellular component: fungal-type cell wall. The coding region runs from base 472 to 1641 and encodes 389 amino acids.
GUGCCCCUCUGGAACGUUGGCCUCCCUCAUGCGCCCCGCCCGCUGGCCCACUCGUGCGCCCAUCAGUUCAUCCUUGCCGCAUCACCGCCUGCUGGCUCUUCUCACAAACUCGAUCCCCAUCCCUCCAUCUCCUUGCUCCCUCAUUCUCGACAUCUCUCCUGUCUUGCUCCCCUUCCCCUUUCAGGUUUCACGAGCUCACUCGUUGGUUGGUUUGCUGUGCAAGUCAGCUAGGACUCAUCUCCCAGACGACUUUCUACAUUUCAACCCAGUCCAAUCAGCAUACACUCGCAUUCUUCACGCACAAUUCAAACCUGUCCAACAAUAACCAUUCGAGGAGCAAAGCUGUCUCUAUACACACAUUCGCUCAGAACAACGCACAUCCUCUAUCCACAGAGGAAAUCUAUAGCUCGACUCGCUUCGGUCGAAUCCUACAAAAACAACCCUACAGCUCGCUUCUUGAUCUGACCCAGGAUGCGUUUCACUCUGGCCAUCUCGGCCCUCGCAGCUCUGCUGCCAGCCGUCCUCGUGCUACUGUCGCAGCCCACCGAGGCUAGAAACAGACGUUGCGUUCCCCAUGGCUUCGACAGCAGAUGGUCCCGCACCAUCGCCAAGGGAAAGCUGGAAUGCUACCACCACUGGCAAGACGGCAUCGUUCACGAAUACCCAGGCGACAUCGAGUACGUGCCUACCAUGUGGGAUGAGAAGAAGUACGGUGCAAAGUGGGCAGCACGCAAGAAGGAGAUGCGAAAGAAGCUUCCCAGGCGUCUGUUGACUUUCAACGAGCCCGAUGUCAAGGGCCAAGCCAACAUGGACCCCUACUACGCCGCCGACCUUUGGAUGAGAGAGAUUGUGCCCUGGCAAAAGAAGGGCGUCAAGGUCUCCACCCCUCAGAUUGUCUACGAUCUCGACUGGAUGGACACCUUCAUGAAGCAGCUCAAGAAGAAGGGCACCAAGGGUCCCGACUUCAUGGCCAUCCACUCUUACACACCCAAGGGACAGCGUGGUCUCAACCAACUCAAGUCUUACGUCAAGAAAUGCCGUAAGCGUUACGGUCUCAAGAUCUGGGUUACCGAAUACGGUGUCACCGCAUCCUCCAAGCCUUCCGCAGCCGAGAUCAAGUCGUACCUCGUCCAAGCCCAGAACUUCCUCGACUCUCAAUCUUACGUCAAGCGCUCCUUCUGGCUCGGUGGGUUCGCCAUCAACAAGCCGCCCGAUGGUUUCGUCACCAACAAGAACGCGUUCUUCUCUUCCUCUGGCGGUCUGCGCGACAUUGCCCACUGGUGGCUGUACGCCGGCAAUGGAGGCAAGUCUCGUCGUGAUGCUGCCGGUCUGCCUUCGUCUCCCCUGGAGCACCGCUCCGAGCACUCGCCGGCCAUGAGACGUAACCACGCCAAGCUUGCUGCUCGCAUGCAAGCUCGUGCGGAGAAUGUGACUGCCGAAGCCGACAUCGAUGCUUACCACGCCGAUGUCGACGCCGAGGACAAAGACCUGGCUGACGCUUACGAUGGCGACGAGGUCGAAUGCGACGAGCACUGCCAGCGCCUCGAGGCUAUGCUCGCCAAGACCACCGACGAUGACGACGUCAUGAAGGACGCCGAAGACAAGAUCGAAGGCGAGGAUGAGGAUGAGGACACCGACUAAGCGCAAUCGCCUCGUCUAUCCUUUCUGCUCGCCUAAUCCAGCGUUGUCAUGUCAUCUACUGUGCUUGAUACACGGUCACCCUCUUGAUCAAGUAUUCGAGGGCAAGGCCUCUCGGCCCCCGUCACUCUCCCCCCAUCUCCCCAUCCGCAGAGCUUUUGGCAUUGCGCACACGCAAGACCUUCUCUGCAACUCCUCAUCCGGCUCUGAUUGUUCGGCUUCCAGACCUCUUCCCAACAGUCGUUUCUUGUUACUUGCCGUCUUUUUAGUGCCUCGUCUUCCCUUUGCUGCUUCUUCACUCACCUGGAAUGCCAUUUCCCACACACGGCCGAAGCCUGGCGCAUCGUGCUGUUCGUUCAACCUCAA